Molecule: messenger RNA, 3331 nt
Organism: Cyclopterus lumpus (lumpfish)
Lineage: Eukaryota; Metazoa; Chordata; Actinopteri; Perciformes; Cyclopteridae
Gene: slc27a1a
Product: solute carrier family 27 member 1a
Exons: 13
Coding region: 497-2443 (648 amino acids)
Biological process (GO): response to insulin; phosphatidic acid biosynthetic process; long-chain fatty acid import into cell
Cellular component (GO): plasma membrane; mitochondrial inner membrane
Molecular function (GO): long-chain fatty acid transmembrane transporter activity; fatty acid transmembrane transporter activity; long-chain fatty acid-CoA ligase activity
Source: RefSeq, a predicted model, not a curated record
GGUGCUUCUUUGGCAAGCGACUCCAUUCAACAUGGAGAACAGAAGAUAGCCUUGCUCGCUCUGCGUUUCGCUGCUCUCACUCUGUUCUCGGUCACUUUCGGCUUUCGGACACAAACUAUGAAUUCCCCAUUUCACACACACACCCUCCCCCGUUCGCGUGCGUAGAUUUCAACCUACAGGACUCGGUCACGUGCGUUUGACGUGAUGUUCGUUUGACUGAAUCGUUCCUCGCCUACUUCACGUUAGUUAAAUCAGGCACUGACGUAAACUGUUACAUCGGCUACAGUUGUAACACUUACAAACUACCGGUGUUCCCUUUUUUUUUUUUUUUUUGAUUUGUUAAACGCUACAACGUCCUCUCUGCGCUCUCGACAUCCGGAGGACGGUUCGAACACGAGAUAGUUUUCGUGAAAACAAAUCCGCAAAGUUUUGCGCCGAGCUUGCGGGGUAUUUGGGUGAAAGGUGACAGCGCCCUUUAGUCUGCGGACUCGGGAGAAUGCACAAUGCGGCGAGUGUCUCAGCCUCUCUGGGGUCCAUGGGACUGUUGCGUCUCUUCGGGGUGUCGUGGUCCUGGAGCCUGGCAGCAGGCCUUGGGGUUUAUCUGGGCACAAAAAGUUGGAAAUACUUCUACAUUGCGGCACGCACAGCCAAGAGAGACAUCAAUGGUCUCUAUGUGCUGUUGAGAGUGAAGAUGGCUUUGUGGCGCUACAUGCGCAGUGAAAGUAACAUUCCUGCCAUAUUCGCCCAGACAGUGAAAAGACAUCCAAAUAAACCAGCACUCAUCUAUGAGGCCACGGGGGAAACGUGGACGUUCACACAGCUGGACGAGCUGUCUAACGCGGUGGCCCACUGGGCAAGAGGUCAGGGGUGGGUCUCAGGCGACGUGGUGGCCCUCUUCAUGGAAAGCAGGCCGUUACAGGUGGCGCUUUGGCUCGGCUUGGCCAAGGUCGGGGUGGAAGCUGCACUCAUCAACUUCAACCUCCGCCACGAUUCCCUCAUGCACUGUAUCGGGGCGUCGGGCUCUCGCGCUAUUGUGUUCGGAGCUGAGCUUGCUGAUGCCAUGUUGGAAGUCAGUUCCUCCAACAGCCAGUCCAUGCUGCGGUUUAGUACGGGGGACCUCAGUGCAGAACAUCUGGCCCGACUGGAAGCUCAACCUCUGGACCCAAUUUUAACGUCUUCACCUAGACAUCCCCCUUCCCCUUGUGUUCCCCACAAAGGCAUGAACGACCGCCUAUUUUAUAUUUACACCUCCGGCACCACAGGACUGCCCAAAGCUGCCAUUGUAGUACACAGUCGCUACUACAGAAUCGCUGCUUUUGGCUAUUUUGCCUUUCGCAUGAGUCCUGUUGACAUCAUCUACGACUGCCUGCCUCUCUACCACUCAGCAGGUAAUAUUAUGGGCGUCGGUCAGUGUCUGAUCUAUGGCCUCACUGUGGUAGUGAAGAAGAAAUUCUCUGCCAGCCGAUUCUGGGAAGAUUGCAUUAAGUACAACUGCACUAUAGUGCAGUACAUCGGGGAAAUCUGCCGCUACUUACUAUCUCAGCCAGUGCGACCAUCAGAAAAAGGCCACAAAGUUCGGCUGGCAGUGGGAAACGGGUUGCGCCCCAGUGUGUGGGAGGCCUUCACUGAGCGCUUUCGGGUGAAGCAGAUUGGCGAGUUCUAUGGAGCAACCGAGUGCAACUGCAGCAUUGCCAACAUGGAUGGCAAGGUGGGAGCCUGUGGAUUCAACAGUCGCAUUCUCCCCAACGUGUACCCAAUCCGUCUGGUGAGGGUGGACGAGGACAGCAUGGAGCUGGUUCGUGACAGCCGGGGCCUCUGCGUGUCUUGCCGCCCUGGGGAGCCAGGACUACUCGUGGGUCGUAUCAACCAACAGGACCCAUUACGGCGUUUCGAUGGCUAUGCUAACCAGGAUGCUACGAGGAAGAAGAUAGCUCACAAUGUCUUCAAGAAAAAUGAUUCUGCGUAUCUAUCAGGUGACGUGCUGGUGAUGGACGACAUGGGCUACAUGUACUUCCGUGACCGCAGUGGAGAUACAUUCCGCUGGCGAGGAGAAAAUGUCUCUACCACCGAGGUGGAAGGUAUACUCAGCAGUCUUCUGGGUCAGACGGAUGUCGCUGUGUAUGGCGUGGCAGUGCCAGGUGUGGAAGGUAAGGCAGGCAUGGCUGCCAUUGCAGACACCACAGGGAAUUUUGACUGCAACAGUUUCCUGCAGAAAGUCCAGCAAGCUCUUCCUUCGUAUGCGCGGCCCGUAUUCCUGCGAAUCUCUCCACAUGUGGACACCACAGGUACAUUUAAAAUCCAGAAAACCAGGCUGCAGAGGGAGGAAUUUGACCCACGCCUCACCACUGACCAGAUCUACUUUUUGAACUCUAGAGCUGCAUGUUAUGAGGCAGUAGACGAGGAGCUAUACAAUGCUAUAGUGGAGGGAAGAAUGUCUCUAUGACAUGGAGGCUGUAGCAAGGCAGGCAUGGUGUCUCAGUUGAAGAGAUGCUGUAGAGAGAGAGGAUAACGUAUGCAAUUACUGGUGUCCGGAUUUAACCUUUCAGGGAACAAAGUUGAGAAGACUACGUGCAUAGAAUUACAUGGAAAAUUGGUAAAGAUGCGGUUUUAACACUCUAUGAGUAACACACCAGGACAUAAUAUGAGGGCAUUUAUUCCCUUUAAUAACUUGUUUUUAAUUAUUAAAUAAAUACGUUCAACCUCGCAUAGAGUGGGUAUCCCCCACAACAACACAAUUGAAAUAGGAUACAUGUUACAAUAUUGAGCUUAGGACAGAAAGGUGUUGCAUCAUGUCAAACUCUGUUACAGGGUAUAUUCCCAUUUAUUUAACAUGUUGCAAGACUAAGUAUUUGUAGGUUUAGGGAAUACUUGAGUGUGAAGCUAUGGAGUUACUGAUGUGUGGUUGGAUGAGGCUGAAGGACCAGACUUCAACAUGCAGUACAUAUGGCUACUAGAUAAAACACUAACUAAUAGUCCCUCUUUUUUUUUUUAAUACAAUGAAAAACUAAUCUCACUUUUCAUGUUUGAAACUCUGUACAACACUGCCACACUUUUGCAAACACACAAAAGUUGUUACGGUAUGUGCCUUAUAUGAAACCUCAGAUAUGUGUUUCAUUUUGUUAUGCUUUUCUUGGAGAGGAGCUCAAAACAAUUGUGAAAUCACUGUAGUGAUUGUGUGUCAUGCAAAGCUGAGUCACCGGAGGUGACUGUCAUGUUAUGUAACAAAAUCUUAUCAGUGUAGUAAUAUAUUGGUGUUACAGCUAUUUACAAUUUCAGAUCUCACUUUUUUUUGUUUUUUUUUGUUGUAACUCAAAUUAAAUAUUUAAAAACA